GGCUGCCGGCAUAAUGCAAGAAAACGCAUCAGUAGAACAAGAACAAGAUGCAAAUUUAGCAUUAACAGAUCUUGAUAAGGGCCUUCAUUCUGCCAAACCUGGAGUCCAAUGUGAAUCAGUAAUUCGUUUUCCUAGACUAUUUGAGAAAUAUCCAUUUCCUAUUCUCAUCAACUCUGCCUUUCUCAGGCUGUCCGAUGUCUUUAGGACUGGAAAUAACUUUCUGCGGUGGUGCAUUCUGAGAGUAACACUACAGAGCGAGAAACAUUUGGACAAAAUCCUCAACGUUGAUGAGUUUGUACGAAGGAUAUUUUCUGUCAUACAUAGUAAUGAUCCCGUGGCGAGAGCCCUCACCCUCAGAACUUUGGGAAGCAUGGCUAGUGUGAUUCCAGAGCGUAAAACUGUCCACCACACUAUAGUCUCUGGUCUGGAUUCCAAUGAUCGCCUUGAAGUAGAUGCAGCUGUGUUUGCAGCGAAACGAUUUGCAGCCCAGUCACGCACUUUUGCCGCUAACAUCUGCAGUAAGAUUGCAACGAUGAUAGAAAAGAUUGCCACUCCAGUGGAACUGAAAUUGAGACUUAUUCCUAUCCUUCAACACAUGCACCAUGAUGUAGACACAGCAGCAAAGGCCAGAGGGGUUUGUCAGGACUUACUUGCCAGUUUCCCUGCUCAGAAAUUUAUAACCUUGACUCUGCACACAAUGACACAACUAGCUGCCCAGUCAUUGGUGGAUAUCGAGUCACAUGUACAGUUGUUGAUGUCCUGCCUAAGAAAAGAUCCAAGGACUGUGGUGAAGUUUGUCAUACUAAGAGACAUGAACAGUCUAGCACGAAAGACUCCUCAUCUGUGGACUGAUAUAUCUGUAGAGGCACUAUGUGAGUUUGUGCUGAGUGCGGAGACCCUUGCCUUGAAGACUGCUGGUCUUGAUGUCCUGUCCACACUUUCCGGCUCUGUGGCCUUCCAGCUGUACAUGCAGAAGGAUGUAUCGGAGAAGCAGAUGAGAACUAUACUAGAAGUCUGUAAUCUGUGCUAUCUCUGUGACAAUGCCAGUCUUUCAGCCACAGCCACGCACUUCUUCACAAAUGUCGCCAUCUGUCACAAAAAAAGUAUUGGUUUUUCAGACUGUCCCGUUUGGACUCCAGACCAAGAUAUUGUAGCUGGUGCACGCCUCUCUCUCACUACUCAGAUCUGUUUAUCAGCCUGGAGCACUGAAUCACAGGAUCAGGCUGCUCUCAAGGUUUGUCUCCAUUGUGCUGUUAGACUGGCUGAGGUCUACCCUGAGACUGGCCCUUUCUUCGCCGCAGAAAUAGUACAACUUCUAGAAAUGGCCAAUGAUAAAAACUGCCUCAUGUUGUGUGAAUGUCUGGCAGCCAUUGGAGAACAGAACAGUGAUGUUAUUCUAGACAUUGUGCCACAACUGUUGCACAUUUUCCAAAAUCUCGGCCAACAACCCAAAGUUUCAGGUCAAUUUAAAACCUAUAUUGGCACUCUAUUGUUCCAAGCUGCAGAUGGCAAGCCCAUCCCAACGAAUGUUAGAGAGCUUGUGAUUAAAGAUAUGGAAUCUGCAACCAGUCCUUGGUUUGCUUACAAACUAGGCCGUCAAGCUAUGCGGUAUGGCCAGUACCAUGUGGCUACGGACCUGUUCAGCAUGUUGUCACGGAGAGUAGCAUCAGAGCACUUCCAUUUCUGGAUGCUGGGUUUACACGAGAUCUGCAAUGCUGAAGCUCACCUCUGGGAUGUUGGAACAGGAAGUGAUAUCAUGAGAAUAGAUGAUACCAUGAUGCAUUACCAAAAAGGACUAGCUGCUCUCAAAGCAGCUGCGACACCUAAUUCCCCGCUCCAGUUCCAGUGCUGGUAUGUGCGUCUGAGGACCGAACUGCUCCAGGUCCACUGCCAGUUGGUGCGUAACUGUAACACCUUUCGUACCUGUCCUCCACCAGCAAUAUCCACUGCUCUGGCCAUGUCACGUGGCCGUGAGAUUUCUCGCUGUGGACAGAUCUUGUCUCAGCUCAACAAGAGUAUGGGUGAUUAUGAAAGUCUAAGCACCAAGUUUUCUGCCCUGUACCAAUCCUCCUUUGAUGCUGACCCGAAUACACUGAGGAACAUCAUAUUACUCCAGCAGUGUUGUGAGGUGAUGAAAUCAGCCAUAUUGUCUGUUGUCAAGCCAGACUCACCAGGGUGUCAGCAGCAGAUUUGGAUGCCAACAACCUCAUGUCACAAAGACCAGUUAAGUAAGGCAGUGCAGCAAGUACAGCUUGAUAUAGAUAGUUCCUUACAGGGAGACCAUGGCCAGGCUCUCACACACAAGCAUAUUGACCUAUUACUACAAUCUGUUCGAGGGUUUAUACAGGCCACCUUUAGAUAUCCCAGGUUCUUCUUCCAGCGUCUGCAGUGUACAACCCUCAAGCUGGCAGUAUCUCCGCAACAAAAUGCCCAGAUGGAGCCCAUCCUCAUCCACCACAACACGUUACUUACCCUGAAAGUAGAGGGAAUAGUCCAGCAUGGUCAGCGACGCGAGCUUUAUCGUAGUGUGGGUCAGGUUCGACUGACCGUAACUACUACACUGGUCAACAGAAGCCAGAUUGUCACAGAUACUAAGGUAAAUGAUUCCCAGACAACAAACACCUUGAGCCAGAGUGUUUCCCCACACAAUGACUAUUUCAGUGUUAGCUUCCUGUUGGCGUUCCCCAUCAGUGGGGUACAUUCCGUGUCAAUAGAGGCUGCAGUGGAGGACCAGGAUGGAGCUCUUUGGUGUACUGGUCCAAAGGUCUGCAGCACAGUCAAGUCUUAUGAUGAUGCCAUGAUGAAAAAGCCAAAGGCUGCAUCCAUAAGGACUUCAUUUGGGCAGAUGCCAGGUCACUCAUGACCAGUGUAUAUAACACUAUAUGUGUUCAUGUUCAUAAGAUUGAUUGAAUGCUUCCGACAAAAGAAUGUAAAGAACCGAAAUUGGCAAUAUUCAAAAUACGAGAUUAUUUAUUUGAAGUGAAUCCUCUAUUAUGACACUUCUGUUGUGACUCAGAUUGCAGAAGUGGGGACCCUCCAAUAUAACACUUCUACUAUAUCUAGGAUUAAAAGUGGGGACCCUCCAAUAUAACACUUCUACUGUAUAUAGGAUUGUAAAAGUGGGGACCCUCCAAUAUUACACUUCUACUGUAUCUAGGAUUAAAAGUGGGGACCCUCCAAUAUAACACUUCUACUGUAUAUAGGAUUAAAAGUGGGUACCCUCCAAUACAACACUUCUACUGUAUCUAGGAUUAAAAGUGGGGACCCUCCAAUACAACACUUCUACUGUAUCUGGGAUUAAAAGUGGUGACCCUCCAAUAUAACACUUCUAUUGUGACUCGGAUUGUAAAAGUGGGGACCCUCCAAUAUAACACUUCUACUGUGACUCGGAUUGUAAAAGUGGGGACCCUCCAAUACAACACUUCUACUGUAUCUAGGAUUAAAAGUGGGGACCCUCCAAUACAACACUUCUACUGUAACUAGGAUUUCAGAAGUGGGGACCCUCCAAUAUAACACUUCUACUGUGACUCGGAUUGUAGAAGUGGGGACCCUCCAAUAUAACACUUCUACUGUGACUCGGAUUUUAUGAGCUGUGAGUAGGAAAGUUCAUUAAGUGUCCAUAUUUGAAUUUGUGGUAAGAAUGGUAGUAUGCACUUAGUAUGGCCAGGUAUGGAUGAAGAUUAAAAUCUUUCAAGUCAUGAUGACACAGGCCAUCAACUGUGUUAUGCUUUACAAAGAUAUUGUUUCUCAUAAAUGAAAGCAAGUUGAAAUGCAUACAAAAUGUUUUUUGUCUGCUGAGGACAGAUGUCAUAAAUA
Molecule: messenger RNA, 3816 nt
Organism: Ylistrum balloti
Lineage: Eukaryota; Metazoa; Mollusca; Bivalvia; Pectinida; Pectinidae
Product: integrator complex subunit 7-like
Exons: 19
Coding region: 14-2863 (949 amino acids)
Biological process (GO): snRNA 3'-end processing
Cellular component (GO): integrator complex
Source: RefSeq, a predicted model, not a curated record